This is a messenger RNA of Symbiodinium necroappetens, 1353 nucleotides long. The record is from the annotation of a GenBank genome assembly. NCBI's taxonomy places the organism in Eukaryota, Dinophyceae, Suessiales, Symbiodiniaceae.
GCGUCGGACUAUCUCGUUUGGGAUGAGCAGCCGGCGAAGUUUCCAGGGGGUGAGAAGACCCUUUCUGUGGCUGCCGGCACCGGAUGCUGGAACACAGAGGACGUUGAUCUUCUUCCAUGGCAAUGCAGAGGACACGAUGUGAAGGGAUCCGUGCAACAGCAUGAGAUGGCAAGCUUCUGGUCUGUUCGCUGCUGUGUGAUGAGCCGACGGCUCAAUAGUCUAGUGUACUUUGCCUCGCUGCGUCCUGCGGCGUGCACUAUGCUGCCCACCGCCUUUGAUGUCCUCAAACUUGUGCUGGCCCUUGCGCCCGCGUUCGCCGUGGGCUUGGCCGUGUUCCGGCAGUCGAAGUUGGUGGCAGCUUUUGCCCAGCUCAACGACCUGCAAGAACGUGGAGAUCGGCAGCAGGCGCUGGCAAAGAAAGCCAUCGAAGUGGACAAGGAAUGGUUCAUGAUCGGUGUGACUAACAUGGUUCUCAGCGCAUACAUCGUCGGCGCCUUUCCGCCGCUCUACUUCCUCUACUUCACACCCAAGGUCCUGUCUCUGAUCGGCCUUCGCUUGGUGAAGUUCUAUCGACGGAAGCAGCAUUUCCUUCUUUGGGACUUCUGCUACUGGGCGAACUUUCUCUGCAUCUUCUACUGCUGGGUGAUGCCCAAGUCCCCCAGAGUCUUCCGCGUGGUCUUCAUGUGCGCGAACGGUCCGCUGGCAUGGAGUGUGCUGGCCUUCAACCACGCCAUGGUCUUCCACUCCUAUGCGCACAUGACCUCGGUUGUGGUGCACGUUUCUCCCCUCCUGCUGUCCUAUGGCAUCCGCUGGAGCGCUGCGCCCGUUUCCGAAGAUUCCCUCGGGUCCCACCACUUUCGAGUCUGUGAGAGCCAGGAGGCCUGCAAUGAGAUUUCAGCCUUUCAGAUGAUCUGGGAGACCCUGACAGGCUUCUACUUGUGGUGGCUGGUUCUCUACUACGUUUGGAUCUUUAUCGCCUUGGGCUCCUACAUCGAGAAGCACUCCUACCAGACACUCUGGGAUCGUAUCCUGGUCAUGAAGCCCGUCGGCCCCUUCUUGCAGAACAUGCUCAAAAAGUUUCCGAAGCUUCUCGUGCAGCUCGUCUACCUCCUGAUCCAUCUCGCCUUCUCUGUAGCCACCAUGCUUGUGGCGGUGCUGAUGUGGCGCUCCCAAAUCGCGCACUUCACGUUCUUAUCAGCCAUUGUCCUCUCCACGAUCAAGAACGCUGGUGACUUCUACAUGGACGUCAUCAGCAGCCAGUACGAAGAAGCUGCAAGCAACGCCAAGGUUCCAGUGAGCAAGAAGAUCCUUAGCGCCUCAGGGGCUCUUGCCGACGUCAUGCUGGGAAAGUGA